Molecule: messenger RNA, 1491 nt
Organism: Frankliniella occidentalis (western flower thrips)
Lineage: Eukaryota; Metazoa; Arthropoda; Insecta; Thysanoptera; Thripidae
Product: venom carboxylesterase-6-like
Source: RefSeq, a predicted model, not a curated record
GCCUGUUCCACCGUGCGAUGGCCAUGAGUGGCAACUCGUUCACGCCGUGGUCCUUCCACUCCCCCGGCGAGGCGCGCCGCCAGGCCCGCGUGCUGGCCACGCACACGGGCUGCCCGGAGUCCCCCAGCGACGCGCUGGCCGAGUGCCUGCGCUCCAAGACGGCCGAGGAGAUCAUCAGCGUGGACAAGCGCUUCGUGGAGUGGGACAUCCACCCGCACAUGCCGUUCAAGGCGACGGUGGAGAGCCGCGCCGCCGAGGACGACGACGACGCGCCGUUCAUGGACAUGCACCCGCGAGAGGCCUACGCCGCGGGGUACCUGCACCAGGACGUGCCCUUCAUGACGGGCAUCACGUCGCACGACGGCGGCGUGUCCGUGGCAGUGAUCCUCGGCAACGAGACCAACCUGGAGCUAUUGAACGAGCGCUUCGUGUACCUCACCAACCUCAUCAUCGGCUUCGGCAGCUACCCCGAGCCGCUGCGCGUCGAGACGCUCGAGCGGGUGCGCCACUUCUACUUCGGCGACGGACCCAUCGGCAAGGACGCCGUGUUCAAUAUAAUCGAUAUGGCUACCGACGCGGUCUUCCUGUACCCGACCAUGCAGGUCAUCAAGCAACACAAGAAGCACACCAAGGCCCCCGUCUACUUUUACGAGUUUGCUCACCUCAGUCAGAGUCAUAGGAGUUUCAUCGUGACGUUUGGCGCGCCGUCUGCUGAUUAUGGAGUCUGCCACAGCGACGAACUGCAGUACCUGUUCCCCAUGACGGAGGUGCUGCCUGGCGAACUCGCCACCGACGACGUGUUCGUGUCCAGGAAGUUUAUCGAGUACAUCGUGCGCUUCGCGAGGACGGGGCAACCCAUGCCUGACCGCUCCUGGCAGGAGGUGCGGCACCCGGAGGCCGCCGAGUACAUGCACAUCGGGUCUCCUGGGGACAUCCAGAUGAGAGCCAACAUGGCGCCGAAGCGCAUGCAGCUGUGGUCCGAGGUUCCCAUCCAGAUUGGCCGUAUGCCGCCGGCGCACGACGAGCUGUAGGGGCGUAACGCCACCGGCAGCUUACAACGGCAGACCUAAGACUAUUGUGUACACACAGGGUUGCCGGUAAUAUUUCCAAGUUCCGCAUGCAGGCGCCUGGACGCGUUGCCUACUCGCACGGGGUACAUUACCAUCACAAAAUAUUACCAGCGGGUAUGUAGGCCACCCUGCAGUAUCAAACGCUUGAUGGGAUGCUACGAACUACCUGACUAAAACUACUUGGCUGUGUUGUUAAAUAUAAGAAUUCGUAAAGCCCAAUUUUUUUAAAUGUAGUCCAAAACUGCUUCAUGACCGGUGCUACCAGUGCUUCACGUGCGCACACCGUGCCUCGUGCCACCAAGUAGUAUUUAUCGACCAAAUACAUAAACUGUAAUAGAAUUGAGGAACAUGAUCGAUGUGUAAGCGGCUCUGUACUGGAAUACUGCAAUAAAGAAAAAUUAUCGUACAAACUCUAAAAAAA